AUGGACGGUUACGAUUUGGAUCCAGAGACAAAGGAGCUGCUGACAAUCGAUAACCUAAGGGGAAAGUUCACGUCAAAAGAGUUCUUGGAGAGACUAUGCCAUAACAACAUCGAAGCAACCAAGCAGAAUCAUGGAGUUUUCGACCCGGUUCCUUACAUUCGGACAUUUGAAGCUGCUCUUGACCGUUUGAAGUUGAUCAAGGAGGAUGUUACAAAUCGAGAAGAUGAUUUACGACGGGAUAUGCAACAAACGGAGCGCGUUCAUGCCAAAAAGACACGACAAUUGAAUACGAAUUUCGAAAAUGUAAUAUCAUCUUUUCAGGGUCUGGAGUUGCGGAUAAGUGAGGUAGGAACGACAGCGAUCAGGAUUGGAGAGCAAUUGGAGCAACUGGACAAACAGCAGAAGAGAGCGAUUGAGGCACGGCUAUUGAUCGAAUGCUAUACCGAAUUCAGCCGACCUGAAGGCACAUCACCACAACUAGAAAACCUGAUGAACUCCGGUAACCCAGCCGAUAUUCUUCGAGUUGCUGUCAUCACUCGCAGACUUACGUCCGUUUCGAAAGACAUCGACCUGCCAAAUGCCGCCAAGACACGUGCCGCUAUUGAAGCAUACAUUGAGCAGUUUGAACGACGCAUCUUGAAGCACUUCGACCGCGCAUACAGGGAGAAUAAACUGGAUGAAAUGGCCGAUGCUGCGAAGGUCUUAACGGAAUUCAAUGGAGGAGCAAGUGUGGUACAAGCCUUCGUCAACCAACAUGAAUUCUUCAUCAUGCGCGAAAGGCUUGAGGGAGGAGAUGUUCUCGGUAACGACGCAAUAUGGCAACGUCUGCCAGACCCAGAUGCCGAGAACGUCAAGACGGAACCGAGCUUGUUGAGGUUGUAUGAUGAGGUUCGCAUGACCGUCGAGCAGGAGAUACAGACUAUUCGGACGGUGUUCCCGGUUCCGGAAAACGUGAUCCAAGUGUUCCUACAGCGUGUUUUUGCACAGUCGAUUCAACAACGAUUAGAGGAGCUCAUGGACUUUGCGGAGCGGAAUUCGACGUUGGCAUAUCUUCGCUGCCUUCAAUCAAGCAGAACAGCAACAAUCUCGCUCGUUGACGACAUCAAGGAAUUCGACACAUCCUCCGCAUCGCUUUCCGUAGUAGACCACUCUGCAUCUGCAGUUUCCCUUGUUCUCGAUCAAAACCUUGAAGACCUCUUCGUGCCAUACUUGGAAGGCAACAGGUACAUCGAAAGAGAAAAGAAGAGCUUGGAAGAACUGUUUGCCAGUUUCCUCUGGAAGUUCAACCAGUGGCAUACGGCGCGCAAGCAGACGAAGAACCCGACGAUGUUUGAUCGUGUCGUCAACCAGAUUUCAUCUGCUGCGUCUUCGGUAAGACAGACGGAGAUGGAGCCCCCUGAGCGAAGUGCGACUCCAAGUGGCGAUGGACGUGGAGCGUCCUUACGUCGUCUUGCUGGUACGCUGCAGCGAAGCCACAGUUCAAAGAGCCUCCAUCAACGCGACAAUGGACUACUCUCCAUCGAUGCAGCAAAGCGGAUGAUAAAAUGGCAUGCAGAGUCCAUUGGUCGAACAGUGGAGUUAAGUUCAAGUUUGGAAACGGCCAAGGAUGCAAGAACACUACUGAGUGUGUUGAUGGAAUACGUCGGCAAGGCUUACGUGGAAACAGCCUUGGAUGCGGCUUUGAGUGAAGCGAAUGCGCAGGACACACGCUCUGAGCCAAGGCUCCAGUACUUACAGACGAUUCGUAUCGCGACGUCGAUUUUGCAGCUUUUGCGUUCGUACAUCGAUACGGCGCUCAUUCCGCUCGCUGCUUCGUCAUUCACACUUCGCAGAGAGAUGGCGAACUAUACCAACAACAAUAUCGCGCUUUUGGAGAACAAGAUCAACAACUUGGUCCAGAAGACGAUCGAUAUCAUCUUGGCUUGGGUCAAUGCUCUUCUCGCACGGCAAAAGAAGACAGAUUUCCGGCCUAAGGAAGACGAAGCCAGUAUCUCGACCCUACAGACUGCGCCGUGUUUGGCCGUCGUUGACUUCUUGUCCAAAGUUCACAAGCAAGCAACGAAAGCUUUGGACGGCGAAAACUUUCAUCAGUUCCUGUUGCAAACGGGACUGAGCUUCCAAGCAGCACUUCUCGAUCAUUUCAAGAAGUUUCAGGUCACAGCCACUGGUGGCAUCAGUUUGACGAAAGAUCUUACGCUAUAUGAGGAGGCAGUUGGGGCAUGGCGAGUGCAGGAACUUCGCGACGGUAACGAGUUCUUGCAUGAAUUGGGCAACAUCUUCAUCGUUCGUCCGGAGAUCCUCCGUUCGCUGCUCAGGGAGGGCACACUUGCUCGAAUCAAGCCGCACCUCCUGUUGCCAUACCUACAAUGCCGUGCAGAUUUCAAGACUGCGAACAUUGAUAGGAUGGUGACGGGCGCUGAGGAGAAAAAAGAUGAGGGUAUAGGGUUUAGAAAGGGCAUGGAGAGGAUGUCGGCGUAUGCGUAUUAUUAG
This is a messenger RNA of Saitoella complicata NRRL Y-17804, 2490 nucleotides long. Its product is annotated as exocyst complex component Sec10. The transcript has 2 exons. The record is from RefSeq and is a predicted model, not a curated record. Gene Ontology annotation, cellular component: exocyst; cytoplasm. Gene Ontology annotation, biological process: exocytosis; Golgi to plasma membrane transport. Lineage: Eukaryota; Fungi; Ascomycota; Saitoellomycetes; Saitoellales; Saitoellaceae. Bases 1 to 2490 code for a protein of 829 amino acids.